GCAUUCACAUAUCUAGUACAGUGGCAGUGGCGAGAUGCCUUGGAUUUUAUUUUGGCUCACUAUGAUCGCUGUCUAUUCAUUCAAUUCAGCUGGCGACCGCAUUUUUAAUGGCAUACAGGUGAAUGUCAAAGUCAGCCCUUAUAUCGUGUCGGUGCAACUAUCGGGUGCGCAUAUAUGUGGUGGCAGUAUAAUUAGCGAAAGCGUAGUGUUGACUGCGGCGCAUUGCUUCCAAAAGGAGAGCAACGCAAACAAGUACAGCAUUCAGUAUGGAGUUACACAUAUUGGCGGCACAGAAAAUAUAAUUCGGGUAUCAAGCUUCCGCAGACACCCGAAAUUUAAUGACUUAAGUAAAGACUACGAUGUCGGUUUGUUAUACCUCGUCGCAGCCAUUACAGCUUAUCGCCCCAUCGCAUUAGCUGGUUAUAGACCAAGAAUUGGAACUGCAGCUCUGGUUUCGGGCUGGGGCGUAGUCGAGGAAGAUGGUGAACUACAGACGAGUUUACGUGCAGUCACCGUGCAUACUGUUAGGCAAUUGGACUGUUCAAGAAAGUACAAACCAGUUAGAAUUACACCACGAAUGCUGUGCGCUGGCGAGCCUUUUGGCGGUAAAGAUGCGUGUAUCGGUGACUCUGGUGGUCCACUGGUGGUAGAUGGUGUACAAGUGGGAAUCGUAUCGUUCGGCACGGGUUGUGGGCGUAGAGAGUUCCCGGGUGUCUACACCAACGUUGCAAUGUUGCGAAGUUGGAUCAGAACUUAUAUGAUGCGGAAGCCGGGAUUGUAUUAGUUAACGCUUUUAAAGCUUGACUUUUCGAGGACACACAGAUAGUAAAUAAAAUACUAGUUGAGGUUAAGUAGCUUUUCUGAUGAUAUUUGGUAUCCUAAUUUAAGUCAGUUUUAACUAUGAAACUAAAUCAGUUUUUAAAUGUUUUAAAUAUUUGCUCACUGACUAACUUUAGCGUCUAAUAAGGAGCGUUUUCUCAAGCCGUUUUUUCAAAAUUUAUCUACCCUUUAAACACAAAUUUG
Molecule: messenger RNA, 1023 nt
Organism: Rhagoletis zephyria (snowberry fruit fly)
Lineage: Eukaryota; Metazoa; Arthropoda; Insecta; Diptera; Tephritidae
Product: trypsin-7-like
Biological process (GO): proteolysis
Molecular function (GO): serine-type endopeptidase activity
Source: RefSeq, a predicted model, not a curated record